AUGAAUGAAGCUGUGCCGCACGUAUCUGACUGGGCACCCGACUGCACCGACGAGGGUACUCUCCAACGAAGACUAGCAUUCAACGACCUUGGCAAGGAGGUCACGAUUAUGCUCGCCUGGAGUCCCAAUCUGGGCGGUCUCUAUGAGGACUUCUUUCUGAUAGUUUGGAGGGUCAGCAAAUUCGGGAAGUCGGGUCCAUACUGGGCUACUGAAACUCACACAACCCAGGCCCAGGUCGAGAGUGGGAAGGUCAUCAGCGCCGCGACCUCCGUCAAUAUCAAUAACAGCGAGAAAACAACCUUGACAAAAGCCAACAACGUCUAUCAUUUCUCUCCUCUCCCUCGCCAGUGCCAUAUAGUCAGGCUGCCAGAGGUGUAG
Suillus discolor is the source of this 378-nucleotide messenger RNA. RefSeq lists its product as uncharacterized. NCBI's taxonomy places the organism in Eukaryota, Fungi, Basidiomycota, Agaricomycetes, Boletales, Suillaceae. The coding region runs from base 1 to 378 and encodes 125 amino acids. The record is from RefSeq and is a predicted model, not a curated record. The transcript has 10 exons.